GAAUAAGUCUUCAGAAAGUUCAAGUUAUUCUUCACUUAAUUUUUUGAUUAAAUAAUAUAUAUAAACAUGUCCAACACUCUUUCCUGGUUGACCCAGCUUGAUACUACCGAAACCCCAGACAAGGUUUUGCGUCGUUCUUCCAUUAUUGGUACUAUUGGUCCAAAGACCAACAAUGUUGACGUUCUUGUCAAGUUGAGAAAGGCCGGUUUAAACAUUGUUCGUAUGAACUUUUCCCACGGUUCUUACGAAUACCAUCAAUCUGUUGUUGACAACGCUAGAAAGUCCGAAGAAGUGUAUCCAGGUCGUCCUCUUGCCAUUGCUCUUGAUACCAAGGGUCCAGAAAUCAGAACCGGUACCACCACCAACGAAGUUGACUACCCAAUCGGUCCAAACCACGAAAUGAUCUUCACCACUGAUGCCGCAUACGCCAAGAGCAGUGACGACAAGAUCAUGUACUUGGACUAUGCUAACAUCACCAAGGUUAUUGAAGUUGGUAAGAUCAUCUACAUUGAUGACGGUGUUCUUUCCUUUGAAGUUGUUGAAGUUGUUGACGACAAGACUUUGAAAGUCCGUUCUGUCAACGCUGGUAAGAUCUGUUCCCACAAGGGUGUCAACCUUCCAGGUACCGAUGUUGACUUGCCAGCUCUUUCCGAAAAGGACAAGGCUGACAUUAGAUUCGGUGUCAAGAACGGUGUUCACAUGAUCUUUGCUUCUUUCAUCAGAACCGGUAACGAUAUCAAGGAAAUCCGUAAGGUUUUGGGUGAAGACGGUAAGGAUAUUCAAAUCAUUGCCAAGAUUGAAAACCAACAAGGUGUUAACAACUUUGACGACAUUCUUGCUGAAACUGACGGUGUUAUGGUUGCCAGAGGUGACUUGGGUAUUGAAAUCCCAGCUCCACAAGUGUUUGUUGUUCAAAAGCAAUUGAUUGCUAAGUGUAACUUGGCUGCUAAGCCAGUCAUUUGUGCCACCCAAAUGUUGGAAUCUAUGACUUUCAACCCAAGACCAACCAGAGCUGAAGUUUCUGAUGUUGGUAACGCCAUCUUGGACGGUGCUGACUGUGUCAUGUUGUCCGGUGAAACCGCCAAGGGUAACUACCCAUUCGAAGCCGUCUCCAUGAUGCACAACACUGCCAUCAUUGCUGAAAAGGCCAUCGCUUACCAACCAUUGCACAAUGAAAUCAGAUCCUUGGCCAAGAGACCAACACCAACCACUGAAACCUGUUCCAUGGCUGCUGUCUCUGCUGCCUAUGAACAAGGUGCCAAGGCCAUUGUUGUCUUGUCCACUUCCGGUUCCACCUCCAGAUUGGUUUCCAAGUACAAGCCAAAUGUUCCAAUUAUGAUGGUUACCAGAAACGAAAGAGCCGCCAGAUACUGUCACUUGUACAGAGGUGUGUAUCCAUUCGUGUAUCCUAAGGAAAAGGUUGAAAACUGGCAAGAAGAUGUCGAAAACAGAUUGAGAUGGGCUGUUUCCGAAGCUAUUGAAUUAGGAAUCAUCCAAAAGGGUGACUCCAUUGUCACCAUCCAAGGAUGGACCAGGGGUUCAGGUCACUCCAACACUGUUAGAGUUGUUCAAGCUUAGAUAGGUAGGACUAUAUAAAAUAACACACAAAUAAGGAAAUAAUCAUUUUUUUUUUCA
This is a messenger RNA of [Candida] anglica, 1635 nucleotides long. Lineage: Eukaryota; Fungi; Ascomycota; Pichiomycetes; Serinales; Debaryomycetaceae. The record is from the annotation of a GenBank genome assembly.